AGUCGUACGAAACUGUAAAGGAAAAAUACAUCGUUAGCCGACAUAAGCUUUUGCAACUCUUUGCUAGUUGUGAAAAGUGCUCAGGAAUUUGUGCCGUCGAUGUAGAAAGGGUGGUUGGAACCAUGGUGGUAAUCCAAGCCAUUUGUUGCCAGUGUGGGUAUAAUCGGCAUUGGGAAAGCCAGGAUUCCAUUGGUGGUAUAUCAGAGGGAAAUAUCCUCUUGUCUGCUUCCAUUUUGUUUGGAGGAGUUUGUCCCAAAAAAGUAUUACGAUCGCUUUGUAACUCAGGCAUAAGAACCAUCGCAUACAGUACAUAUCAACGACACCAGGAUAAAAACUUGCAGCCGGUGAUUGUUGCAUCCUGGGUUGAACAAAGAGCGGCAUUGCUGGCGGGGAGGAGGGGCAUGCCAUUGACUAUAGGUGGUGAUGACAGGGCUGAUAGCCGAGGUCAUUCUGCCAAAUUUGGAUGCUACACUAUCAUGGACCUAAAAACAAAUGAAAUAAUUGAUAUGAAACUCAUUCAGAAAAAUGAAGUUACGAGCAGUAACCAUAUGGAGUUGGAGGGUUUAAAGAGAGGUAUAGAUGCACUUUUAGAAGAGGGAAUAAGAAUUGGCGAACUGAUAACAGAUAGACACCCAUCUGUGACGAAAUGGGUUUGUGAGAAUCUGGGACGAAGCAUUUUUUUGACAUUUGGCACAUUGCCAAAGGUCUUGGUAAAAAGAUUGACUCAAAGGCUAAACUUACUGAUUGUGGCAUACUGCAAGAGUGGAGGCGGAGUAUUAUUAACCAUUUGUACUGGUCGGCGGGUAGCUCGGGGGGCGAUGGUGACAGGCGAUGGUGACAUGGUUGAGCAGAAAGUCAUGAGCCUACUUCGUCACAUCCGAAAUGUUCACACAGGACAUGGGAACCUAUACAUGGAAUGUCAACAUGCACCUUUAGGUGAUGAGGAGGAAAAAAGGAAGAAAUGGAUUUUUCCAGGACAGAGAGCGUAUGAUGAAUUGGAGAGUCUUUUCGAUAACUUUAGGUUCAAAAAAGACAUCCGAAAGCUCUCACCAUUAGAUCAGACAUCUGGAUUGGAAGGGUUCCACUCCCUAUUGAACCAUUUUGCUCCCAAGAUGCUGUCGUAUGGUUACAAAGGAAUUUUCUGCAGAAUGUUAUUAGCGGUUCUACACCACAAUGCUAAUAGUGGAAGACCUCAGGCAAAAACAAAGGAUGGGUGCCUGCAAUACGAGGUCCUGUAUCCUAGGGGGAAAAUGGGACAGCACACUGUUCGAAGAGUACGCUCUGAGCCGUGUUAUGCAUAUGUGAAAGUCUUGCUUCAGAAAGUUAUUUCAGAGGUUGAUGGCAGUUCAACCACAAGCCAGGGUGAUCUGUCACUGAUAUCAUCACCACCACCAACCUUGUCUUCCAGGUGUGAGAGGCCAGAUAAGGAGCUCGCAAAUCAGGAGCUUCAAAGCCGUUUUAAUAGUUAAGUAUUGACAACUAGGGCUGUGGAGCCGAAAAAAAUUCACGCAAGCAAUUUCGGCUCUAACUUUUCAGGAAAUCAAAUUUGGCUUAUGCAAGCUUUUGUAGUUUUAGAAAAUUCAAAUGUAAAUUGUUAUCACUAUUAAGAAGUUAAAAUGAAAAGAGAGACUAAUCUCUGCAAAUUAGGCCAUUUAAGUUUAAAAUUCGUA
Messenger RNA from Styela clava, 1670 nucleotides. The record is from RefSeq and is a predicted model, not a curated record. NCBI's taxonomy places the organism in Eukaryota, Metazoa, Chordata, Ascidiacea, Stolidobranchia, Styelidae.